Molecule: messenger RNA, 1055 nt
Organism: Nylanderia fulva
Lineage: Eukaryota; Metazoa; Arthropoda; Insecta; Hymenoptera; Formicidae
Gene: Taf8
Product: TBP-associated factor 8
Biological process (GO): transcription initiation at RNA polymerase II promoter
Cellular component (GO): transcription factor TFIID complex
Molecular function (GO): protein heterodimerization activity
Source: RefSeq, a predicted model, not a curated record
UUCCGAACGCAAUCCAAAAUCCAAUAUGGUUGUUCGAGUCGGCGAUUCGAAGUUUAUCCAACAUCGAAAUGGAUGCACAAACUGUCAAUACCCGAAGAAAAAUCUUGAAUCAAGUGGUUUGCAGCAUCUUAGUGGAAUGUAGCUAUGACACGUGUGAUAAACAAGCACUGGAAACACUCACCGAAAUGUUGCAAUCAUUUAUUGUGGAAACUGGAGCAUCAGCAAGAAAUUAUUGUGAACUUUCCGGGAGAACAGAGCCUCUCAUAGCAGAUGUAAUAUUGGCAUUAAUCAAUAUGGGCAUGAAAAUAGAUAACAUAGAAACUUAUGCAAGAAGACAAAACAGAACGGUUUUACCAGCUCUUCAACAACAGACACAAUCAAAACAAUUGAAUAUCUUGCAAGCUGGUGUUAAGCAAGGUCAUCCACCGCAUAUACCAAAUUAUUUGCCACCUUUUCCCGAUCCACAUGCAUAUAUCAGAACUCCGACACAUAAACAACCAGUAACAGAAUAUGAAGCAAUAAGAGAAAAGGUGGCAACACAAAAACGGGAUAUUGAAAGAGCUUUAACAAGGUUCAUUGCUAAAACUGGAGAAACGCAUAGUUUAUUUCUCACAGAGGAUAACAGCAUGUUUCCCUUAAUAUCUUGUAAACCGCAAUUCCCGAGUUAUAUCUCUGCUCUUUUACCUCAAGAUCAAAUAUUUGAGCCAGAUUCAGAUUUUCAAUUUGAAUCAAAUCCAGUGAAAAAGAAAAAAGAGCAAGAAGGCAAAGAGCAAGAGGAAGGUAAUCAAACGCAAAACGAAAAUAUAGAACAAAAUGGCGAAACUGCCACCCAACAAGACGUUAUAGACAAUCCAUAUCUAAGACCAGGAAAGAUGCCUAAAAAUAAAAUUCCAGGCACAACAAUACCCGGACAACAAUCUGCCAAAAGAGAAGGGGUCGAAUCUUAGUAUUGUAAUUAGUGUAUAGUUUAAUAUGUAUAAUAAUAUAAUAUAUAUGUAAAUUUUUUAUAUUUAAUGUUACAUAAAACGUGAAAUAAAAAGUAAGAAUACAAAUUA